UGUAAUUCUCCUUCUAACUACUAAACUAAUGAUUAUGUCUUCACUUACAGCUACAAGUGAUUUUUGACCUUUUCUUCUGCCUCUCACUCUCUCCACCAUGAAAGAAUAUGAGAAGAAGAAGAAGAAGAUGUCGAUAAAAAACAGUAACUUUGGCUCAAAACACCAGAAACCCAUCUUAAAUCACAUCAUUCCAGAUAAAUUUCUAAUCUUUCUCUCAUUAUCAUCAAUAUCCAUUUCUUGUUAUGCUCUACAAAAGCCACCUCCACUUCCAAUUUUACCACUUCCUUCAGCACCUCAACUUCAAUGGCAACUCACGUCAAUGGCACUAUUUCUUCACUUUGGAACCAAUACUUUCACUGACUCUGAAUGGGGUAGCGGCAGAGCUGAUCCUUCUAUAUUUAAUCCUACUCAAUUCAAUGCAGCACAGUGGGUUCAAGUGGCUAAAGACUCUGGCUUCAGUCGUCUGAUACUUACUGCAAAACAUCAUGAUGGGUUUUGUUUAUGGCCUAGUAAUUAUACUGAUUAUUCUGUGAAGUCAAGUUCUUGGAGGAAUGGAACUGGGGAUGUUGUCAAAGAACUUGCUUUGGCUGCUAAAGAAGCUGGUAUUGAUCUAGGGUUUUAUCUUUCUCCUUGGGAUAGGCAUGAGGCUUCUUACGGAAAGAGUUUGGAGUAUAACGAGUACUAUAUGGGCCAAAUGACUGAAUUGUUGACCAGGUAUGGAGAGAUCAAGGAGGUAUGGUUGGAUGGUGCAAAAGGGGAGGGAGAGAAGGAUAUGGAAUACUUUUUUGAUAGAUGGUUCGGUCUCAUCCGUCAAUUACAACCUGGUGCUGUCAUAUUUUCUGACGCUGGUCCUGAUACAAGGUGGAUUGGGGAUGAGAAUGGAGCUGCUGGGUCUACAUGCUGGUCUCUUUUCAACCGGAGUGCUGUCAAGAUUGGAGGUGCUGAUCCAAAAUACUCACAGCGAGGAGACCCAUCAGGUCAUGAUUGGGUGCCUGCUGAAUGUGAUGUCUCAAUCAGACCUGGUUGGUUUUGGCAUGCAUCUGAAACCCCAAAGUCUGCAAUGAAGCUUCUUGAAAUAUACUACAACUCGGCAGGCAGAAACUGUCUAUUAUUACUGAAUGUGCCCCCAAACGCUUCAGGUCUUAUAUCAGCUGAAGACAUACAAGUGCUACAAGAAUUUGCUCAGCUUCGGAGGUCUAUAUUUUCUUAUAAUAUAGCCAAGAAUAAGAUUGCCCUUCUUAGUGCCAGCAGUACACGAGGCGGCAAUGGCAAUUCACAGUUUGACCCCUACAAUGUCCUUAAAGAAGGUAUCUACACCUAUUGGGCCCCUGAGGAGAAUCAGUAUAACUGGGAGUUACAUUUAGAACUUCAAGAAUUGGUAGCAUUCAAUGUUUUGCAAGUUCAAGAGCCAAUUCACAUGGGACAACGGAUUAUUGAGUUCCAUGUUGAGAUUCUAGAAGAUGGGGAAUGGAAGAAAGUGAUAAAUGGCACUACAGUUGGAUAUCAGCGGCUACUGCAAUUUCCCACUGCAGUAUCUCAGCAUAUUAAGUUUGUUGUAGACAAGAGUCGUGAAGAUCCACUCAUUUCUUAUUUGGGAAUUUAUAUGGAUCAAUUUUCCAUUGUGAGUAAUAAAUUCGGUAAUAAUUGCUCGCAGACACACUCGAUCAGCAGUCAAGUACUACGACAGCAAAAUAGCAAACUGAACAUAACCAUUGCUUCAAUGGCAGUCAAGUACUUUAGCAAACUACACAAAAUCAUUCUCAACCUGCUGCAAAAUAAUGUGUGAGUAUUUCAAUUGUAUUGUUGUGAAACUGAAUGUUCAAAAUCCUCCCAAUUCAUUGUGACAAUGUGUCUUCCAUGAAAUAUCACAAAUCACACACUUAUUUUUA
Molecule: messenger RNA, 1889 nt
Organism: Ricinus communis (castor bean)
Lineage: Eukaryota; Viridiplantae; Streptophyta; Magnoliopsida; Malpighiales; Euphorbiaceae
Product: alpha-L-fucosidase 1
Exons: 3
Coding region: 98-1786 (562 amino acids)
Biological process (GO): glycoside catabolic process; fucose metabolic process
Cellular component (GO): lysosome
Molecular function (GO): alpha-L-fucosidase activity
Source: RefSeq, a predicted model, not a curated record